Rhipicephalus microplus (southern cattle tick) is the source of this 27483-nucleotide messenger RNA. RefSeq names its product projectin protein bent (gene bt). Gene Ontology annotation, molecular function: protein binding; protein kinase activity; ATP binding. Lineage: Eukaryota; Metazoa; Arthropoda; Arachnida; Ixodida; Ixodidae. The record is from RefSeq and is a predicted model, not a curated record. Gene Ontology annotation, biological process: sarcomere organization; protein phosphorylation. Gene Ontology annotation, cellular component: M band.
GCUCCGCCCGCCCGGCACUUUCAGCGCCUCGGGAAUUCCUCCACCACCUCGAGGAUCGGGGGUGCCCCCCCACCUCCGCCGAGAACGUGCACGACCGCCUCGAAAACAAGAGACAACUCGGAAUACGAACGACUCGUCGCCUCCGCUGCGCGACGGUAUCCUUCGGUGUUCGGAAGUCCUGCCGCCGGGAAUGUGCCCUCCGCUGGAUUAACUACUCCCUUGUGCCGCUCGUUCGUCCGUCUCCAGUGAGCCACCGGAGAGGGAGUGCUGAGAGAGCGAGAGAGAAAGGGUGGGGAUCGGUGCUCGAUCCCCCCGUGCGACGGCUUCUGGUGCGGCCACACGACGGCGCGCUCGACGAGUCGGGACCCGUGUGGAUUUUAGCCUCGUCGCUGCCGUCGCCGACACCCGUCCGUCGUGAUGGGGACACGGCAAAUCGACGGCAUCGCGCCGACGUUUGCCAAGAAGCCCACGAUACGGCAGGAGGACGAUGGCGAGCGUCUCCUGUUCGAGGCACGGAUCCUGGCGGACCCAGAGCCGACUGUGUCCUGGUUCCACAACGGCACACUCGUCGUUCCAAAGGGCCGCUUCCAGAUGCACAUGGAAAAGGAUGGAAAUUCCUACCACGUGACACUGCAAAUAGAUGACGUCACCAUUGAAGACGCCGGAAAGUACAAAGUCACUGCCAAGAAUGAACUUGGUGAAGGCAAUGCCAAUAUCAGCUUAAACUUUGACAGUGACGAUCUCCCAGAUGAAGGGGCAAAGCCCACUUUCACCGAGAAGCCGACCAUCCGGCAAUCUGACGAUGGAAACAAGAUAAUUUUUGAGUGUCAGUGUGUAGCGGACCCAACACCAGCCAUUGAAUGGUACCACAAAGGCACCCUGGUGAAGGAAGAUGCUCGGCACAAGUACAGGGUCGUUUCCGACAAGCACAACCACACAGUAGCACUGGAGGUGGCCAAUGUCAAAGCUGAGGAUGGCGGCGAGUACCGAGUUCUCGCACGAAAUGACCACGGAGAAGGUCACGCCAACAUUACCCUCAACUUCGAAGACUCUGGAAAACCAAAGAUUCCAGAGGGCAAGGCGCCACGUUUUCCCAAGAAGCCCACCAUUCGCCAGGAAGGCGACUCACUCAUCCUUGAAUGCAUCCUCGAAGCUCAUCCUUUCCCAGAGAUCUCCUGGUUUCUAGGGAACAAGAAAAUCAACGACGGUCUCCGACACAGGACGUCCAAGAAGGAGACCGCAAAGCACACAUACCUGCUCAGCUUAGAGAUUAAGGACCCAACGACAGAAGACGGUGGCAACUACCGUUGCAAUGCUGUGAAUGACCUCGGAGAUAGUAAUGCCAACAUUACUCUAAAUCUGCAAGGUGCAGAGCCACCGAAGCCACCGGGUGAUCCCCCGGUUUUCACAGAGAAGCCAAAAAUCAUUCCAAAGGACUCCGGCGCGGUGAUCAUCAUGGAGUGCCACGUGAAAUCCAAAACUGCCCCCCAGUUCACGUGGCUUCAUGAUGGUAAGCCCCUCCGCGAGGCCCCUCAUAUAAAGUCGAAGAUGGUCAAGGACGGUGGCGAGUUCAUCAUCACCCUAGAAAUCACGGGACCUGGAAAGGAAGACGGAGGUCCAUACAAGUGCAACAUUAGAAAUGAAGAUGGAGAGAUCAAUGCUAAUCUCAACCUCAACAUUGCUGGUGCUGCUGCACCAACUGGAGUGGCACCAUCAUUCGUGGAGAAACCACAGAUCACAGCCGAGGACGAAGGCAAGCUGAUCAUCAUGGAGUGCAAGGUGCGUGCUGACCCCAAGCCAACCAUCACGUGGAUGAAGGAGGGCGUCUCUGUCGCCGACAACAAGCGCAUCACGCAGACCAUCAAGCAGGACAAAGAUGUGUACCACAUUCGGCUGGAACUUCGGGAUCCCGAGUUUUCGGAUGCUGGCAUCUACAAGUGCAACGUUAAGAACGAAGCGGGCGAGAGCAAUGCGAACCUGACCCUCAACAUCGAGUUGGCACCUGUAAUCAAGGAGCGGCCCAAGGUGGUCAGGCGGGAGCUGCACAAGACGAUCGUCAUCGAGUGUCACGUGCAGUCAACGAACAAGCCAGAGGUGAUCUGGUUCAAGGAGAACACCCAGGUGCGCGAGGACACUCGCCACCAGGUGCACAUCCGCCAGGUGUCUCAGGGAGAGUUCGCCGUGGCGCUCGAAAUCGACAAACCGGCCGUUCAAGACAAGGGCGUUUACAAGCUGGUCGCCAAGAACGUCAAGGGCGAGGCUGCUUCUCAGACUGUUGCUGUCGACCUCGAAGAGGAGAAGAAAGAGCCUGAAAAGAAAGAACCCGAGAAAAAGGAGGAGCCAAAGCCCAAGGGGGAGAAGCCAAAGAUUGUGCAAAUGUUGGCUUCUCAGACUGUUGAAGAAGGCAAGACUUGUGAAUUUGUCUGCCGUGUUGAAUCUGUCACCAAGGUCACGGUUGUCUGGAUGAAGAACAAGAGGGUCGUCCGGGAAACAACCAGCACCCGAAUCACCUUCGAUGGUUCCACGGCGAAGCUCGUCUUCUCGCCAGCUACCAAGGACUUGGCUGGAAACUACACAGUCGAGUUCACGAACGAGUUUGGCAAGGAGGAAUCUUCGGCUGAGCUCAUUGUCAAAGAUGCUCCAAAAAAGAAGCCAGAAGAAAAGAAACCCGAAGAAAAGAAGGUUGAGGAGAAGAAGCCAGAAGAGAAGAAGCCUGAGCCAAAGAAGGUUGAAGAGAAAAAGGUUGAGGAAAAGAAGAAAGUGGAAGAGAAGAAGAAGGUAGAGGAAGUGAAGAUUGAGGAGAAAGCUGAAGUCAAGAAAGUCGAGGAGAAAAAGGUGGAGGCUAAGAAGCCCGCCGAGAAGAAGGCAGCAGAAAAGAAGCCCGACGAGCUGAAGCCUGAGACCAUUGAGAGGAAGCCCUCGAUCGAUAAGCCAUCGAAGCUCGAAGCCGACAAAAAGGCGCUACCAGAGCGCAGAACGAGUCUCGACCGCCAGCAAAAUGAUGAAGUCACGGAGUCAAUAAAGGAUGAAAUUAUUCGCGAACCGUCGCCCGUGGAAGAGCGUCGACCGUCCAUCAGCAAGAGACGACCCAGUGACAAGAUCGAACCCCUCCAAAAUGACGAAAGUCCUAAAUCACCCACCAUGCCUGCACCAGAGCAGAUUAUUUCUCCUACACCUCCACCAGCUGCUCCUAAAAAGAAAGACAAGAUUCCGCCACCUCUGAACCUAGCCCCCGAAGUGCCGUCCGACAAUGAGUCUGUCGCCUCGUCACCUUCGCAGUCCCCACGAUCAAAGUCCCCAAGGACGGUGAUGGGUUUUCAGCUUCAAGGCCAACCAGAAGGAGAAGACGAAGAACGGGACUUCGGCGAACCUCUGGUGUACAAGUUUAAGGAGGAGGGAUAUGAACCAGUGCCCUUAGAAAGUGUAGAGUCUCCACCAGCUCGUAAGUCUUCAGUGCCAGUGAUCAUGGUUGACGACACUGAAGCAUCCAAGAAACCCAAAAAGAAAAGGAGCGUCAAGAAAGGCAAAGAUGAAGAAGAGCCCAAAGAGGAGGCUCCAAAGCCCAAACCGAAAAUGCGAUCAAUAAAACGGGCCGGUUCUCCUGAAAAGGCCGCAGAACCGCCACCAUCACCGCGCGGGCGACGGAGCUCCGUGUGCGUCGCAGCCGAGCCAGGGCAUAUUCCAGCAGAACUCGUGAAUCUGCCGCAAACGGCGACUGUCACAGUCCAGGGAGUCGUCAUGACCGUAGAAGAUGCUGAAAAGAUGCUCGAGAAAGGAAUGGUGGUCGACGAGGCCGGCAAAAUGAAAAAACUUCGGCCGGGUGAAAUGGUUGAAGUGAGGCAGCGGCGUCGUUCCAGUAUCGACAUGCGACGGGCCAGUGUUUCUGAGCUACAAGAAAAGGUUGAGAAACCGUCAACGCCUCUGCGGCCCAUUCCCGAGAGUGAAGAGGGACCGCCGAACAUUGUGGAUUACCAGGAGAAUGUCACAGCUGUUGAAGGUGGUACUGCCUACCUGUCAGUUCAGGUGGAGGGCAACCCUGUGCCUCAAUUCCGUUUCUACAAGGGAGUGAGCGAGGUGUAUGAGGGAGGUCGCUACAAGGUGAUCACCGAUGGCGAAACAAAUACGGUGUGCUUCUGCAUCCGCAAGGCCAAGAGUACUGAUGAGGGCAAAUAUAAGGUCGUCGCUUACAACAAACACGGCGAGGACUCUGUCACCAUGAAUCUCUUUGUGAGCGAUGAAAGUGGUAUGGAUUUCCGUGCCAUGCUCAAACACAGACAAUAUGCCAAAUGGGGUAUGGGAAAAGAUGACCCCGACUGGCAACUCAAGCAACGAGAAGAAGAGAAAGAGCAAAUCGGCCUUCGCAAGCCGAAACCAGACGCAUUCCUUCAACCACUGGAGAAUGUGCAUGUUAAGGAAGGUCGGGACAAGCUAGCCCGCUUCCAGGCCGUGUUUUCAAAAAGCGGUGUGAAGGGCAAGUGGUUCCGCAACCGCCAGGAGAUCUUCAUGGGCAAAAAGUACCACAUGACUAGCCAGGGUGACCUUCACGUCCUUGAGGUCAUGAACCCAACAGUGGAAGACGGAGGGCGAUACACCCUUACUUGCCUUGACACCAGCUGCCAGGCACUCCUGGAAGUGGAUGACCCGGACCCCGUGUACAAAUUCGUCAAGAAGCUGCCGUCCAAGUCGCAGCAGUACACCACCAAGGAGCUGGUGCUGGAAUGCACCACCAACAGCCACAAGGCCCCUGUGCAGUGGCUGAAGGAUGACAAGAAGAUUGCUGCAAGCGACAAGUACAUUAUUGAGCAGGACCAAUUUGGCAAGAAAAUACUGCGUGUUCAGAACUGCACUUUGGAAGACACCGGUUUGUACACCUGCAAGAUCAACUCGGAAGAGAAGACCUCAAGCAAAGUCACCAUUACAGAACAAAAGUUCCAGUUCAUGAAGGGCCUGAAAAGCUUCAAGAUCUUCGAGGAUGAAUCUGUCACUCUUGAAUGCGAAGUGGACGAGUGGGAGGCCCCAGUGCAAUGGUUCAAGGAUGGCAAGGAGAUCAAGGGUGACAAGCACUAUGAAGUGGCUGCAGAAGGUCGUAAACGCCGCAUUCACAUAAAAAAAGCAAAGAUCACGGAUGAAGGCAAAUACGUCUGCAAAACCAACUCGGACGAGACAAGUGGAGAACUUCUAGUGGAACCGGCCAACAAAUUCAAUAAGAAGCUGAAGGAUGUGGAUGCUCUAGAAAGGGAGCAAGCCAUCCUUGAGGUUGACCUUCUGGACAGGUAUGCUCCCCUCAAGUGGUUCAAGAACGGCGAGGAAAUCAAGCCGAGUGAGAGGAUAACCAUUAAGCAGCUUGAAGAUGGUCGCCACCAACUGAUCAUUAACAAAUGUGAACUUGAUGAUACGGGUGAAUAUUCUAUUGAGUGCAAGGACCUCAAGUGUGCCUGCAAGCUAAGCGUGACUGAAGCUGAAAAAGCUCCUGUCAUCAAGCUAGACAAGACGGACUAUACUGGAGACACUGGAAAGCCACUGACUAUCGAGAUCCCAUACAGCGUGACUGGUGUGAGGACAUCAGACGUUGUUGGCAAGUUACUACGCAACGGGCAGCCAGUUAGCACCAAGGAGGUUGAUGUUGUCGUGAAGAACGAUGUAGUGCUUGUCACCUUCAGGAAGCCCGUUCGGGACACUUCUGGUCCCUAUGAGUUUUCUCUGAGCAACUCUCAAGGAGAAGCGAAGCUCCCACUCAACAUCAACAUUCUGGACGUGCCCCAGCCACCCGAGGGUCCCCUCGAGGUCUACGACAUCUACAGGGAUCGCUGCAAGCUCAAAUGGAAGCCACCAAAGGACACCGGUGGUGUCCCACUGCAGCAUUAUGUAGUGGAAAGGCAGGACCUUGGUGUCAGAGGAGGCUGGACCGAAGUCCUCACUACUGAGGACACUCACGCAGAUAUUACGGACCUCACACCUAAGAAGGAGUACAAGUUUAGGGUGCGCGCUGUGAACAAAAAGGGCGCAUCAGAGCCGCUCAAUGCUGACAGAACAACGUUGGCAAAGGACCCGUAUGACGAACCCUCCAAGCCUGGAAAUGUUGAGGUUACUGACUGGGAUGCAGACAGGGUGGAUCUCAAAUGGGAGAAGCCCGAAAAAGAUGGUGGUGCACCCAUUGAAGGAUACGUCAUUGAAUACAAGGACAAGUUCUCCAGGGACUGGGUUCCUUGUGCUAAUAUUCCAGCUGACAAAACUCAAGGCAGAGUGUCCGACUUGAAAGAAGGCGUACAGUACGAAUUUCGUGUACGUGCCGUUAACAAGGCCGGACCCGGUGAACCCAGUGACCCGACAAAGCCAAUUAUCUGCAAGCCGAGGUUUGUGAAGCCAUUCAUUGUGGGUGAUGGAUUGAAGAACCUGACUAUCAAACGAGGUGCUACGAUCAAGUAUGAGAUCGAGUUCAAAGGUGAACCUCCACCAGAGGUUGUGUGGGAACGCAACAGCACACAGCUCAAGGCCACUGACAGGACAACCAUUGAAGUUAAGGACACUUCGACGACCUUCAUAACGAAGAACGCCGUGAGGGCCGACAGUGGUCGAUACACACUCAAGUUGACAAACAGCAGUGGAUCAGUCUUCUCUGAGGCAGAUGUUGUUGUUCUGGACAAACCUGCCAUGCCCGGAGGUCCGCUGAAACCGGAGAAAGUCCGAGCAGAUCACGUGGAACUCUCUUGGAAACCACCUCCCGACACGGGCGGCCAGGAGCUGAAGGGCUACGUUUUGGAGAAGAUGGACACAGACACCGGACGCUGGGUACCAGCGGCAGAGGUUGGCCCCAAAGAAACCAAGGCUCGCAUCGACGGCCUUCAGAAGGGCAAGAAGUACAAGUUCCGAGUCAAAGCUGUCAACAAGGAGGGCGAAUCGGAACCUCUGGAGACCGGAGAGGACAUCGUAGCCAAGAACCCCUACGAUGAACCUGGCAAGCCAAGCAAGCCAGAGAUUGUGGACUACGACAACACGAAGGUUGACCUCAAGUGGGACAAGCCAGAGAAUGAUGGCGGGCGCCCCAUCCUGCAAUACAUUGUGGAGAAGAAAGAUAAGCACAGCUCGGACUGGGUGGAGGCCCUCAAGACGCCCGGCGACAAGUGCGAGGCCACCGUGGAUGGCCUCAAGGAGAACUCGGUCAUGCAGUUCCGGGUACGAGCCGUCAACAAGGCCGGUGUGGGAGAGCCCAGCGAGCCCACUGAGAACCAUAUUGUCAAGCACCGCAACUUGAAACCUCGCAUUGACCGCACCAACCUCAAGAAUGUCAUCUUGAAGGUGGGAAGGUCUCACACCUAUGAGGUUGACAUCAUCGGUGAGCCGCCACCAGAGGUUGUCUGGACAUUUGGCGAGGGUCUGCAGAAACUCAGCCCCGAUGAGAACACUACCAUUGAGAACAAGGACUACCAUUCCACCUUUGGUAUAGUCAAGGCUCUACGCAAGCAGUCUGGCAAAUACACCAUCACUGCGACCAACAGGAAUGGAAAGGACUCUGUUUCAAUUGACAUUACUAUACUUGGCAAACCAGCGAAGCCCGAAGGACCACUGGAGGUCAAGGAUGUCCACAAGGAGGGCUGCAAGCUCAAGUGGAACAAACCAAAGGAUGACGGUGGCUGUCCACUGCAUCAUUACGAAGUUGAAAAAUUGGACAAGGAAACUGGUCGCUGGACCCGCGUUGGCAAGACAGACAAGCCAGAAAUUGAGGUCACUGGCCUGACGCCCAACAAGGAGUACCUCUUCAGGGUCGUUGCCGUCAACGAUGAGGGCGAAUCCGAACCAUUGGAGACACUCCAGGGAACAGUCGCCAAAAACCCAUAUGAUGAGCCAAGCAAGCCUGGGACGCCUGAGCUGGUUGACUGGGACAACACCAGUGUGGACCUGAAGUGGGAGCCCCCAAAGAGCGACGGUGGUGCCCCGAUCGAGAAGUACAUUAUCGAGAAGAAAGAACGCUUUGGCACUGAUUGGGAGAAGGCUGCCGAAGUGCCUGGCUCCAAGACGGAGGCCAAAGUGGCCCCCCUCAAGGAAAAGACCGAGCUACAGUUCAGGGUGGUGGCCGUCAACAAGGCGGGCCCCAGCGAACCCAGCGAGCCAACACAGAUGCACACUGUCAAGCACAGGAAAUUGAAGCCAUACAUUGACCGCACGAACCUGGACGUCAAAAUGAUAAAGAAGGGCAAGCAACUUCGCCUCGACGUCGACAUCCGUGGUGAACCGCCGCCAAAGGUCACCUGGAAGUUGCUGGAAAAGAUUGUCGAGACUAAAGACAAUGUAGAGGUCGUCAACGUUGACUACAACACAAAACUGAACAUCAACGAUGCCCAGCGCAAGGACUCCGGCCUCUACAAGAUCACUGCUGAGAAUGAGCACGGAAAAGAUGAAGCGCAAGUUGAAAUUAUCGUUCUUGCUGCGCCAUCAAGACCAGGAGGUCCACUGAAGGUGUCCGACGUGCACGACAAGGGCUGCAAGCUCAAGUGGAACAAGCCAGAAGACGACGGUGGCAAGCCACUUCAAGCGUACAUCGUGGAAAAAAUGGACACGCAGACAGGCAGCUGGGUGCCUGUGGCACGAGUGGACCCCGACAAGACCGAGUGUCCAGUGACCGGCCUCAUACCCGGAAAGCAGUAUCAGUUCCGUGUGAAGGCGGUCAAUGCUGAAGGAGAAUCGGAGCCUCUGGUCACUGAUGGGCCAACUCUUGCGAAGAACCCAUACGAUGAACCUGGCAAGCCAGGGAAGCCUGAGAUUGUCGACUGGGACGAGAAGCACGUUGACCUGAAAUGGGACGCCCCCAAGGACGAUGGAGGGGCUCCCAUCACGGGCUACGUGGUGGAGAAGAAGGACAGGGUCGGUGGCCACUGGGAGCCCUGCCUGGAGACAAACAGCUCCAAGCCUGAGGCUAAGGUGGAAGGCCUGGUCAAAGGACAGCAGUACCAGUUCCGCGUACGGGCAGUCAACAAGGCUGGACCCGGCGAACACAGCGAACCAACAGGAACCCACCUCUGCAAGGAGCGAUUCUUGGCACCGAAAAUUGUGCGGGACAAUCUCCAGAACAUCACUGUUCGCGCUGGACACAUUGCCAAGGUUAACGUGGAAGUCAUAGGUGAACCUCCUCCGAAAACAACAUGGCUUUUCAAUGGGAAAGAGCUGGAGAAGAGUGAUGUUGUCAAGAUUGAAGAUGAGGAUUACAAGACGUUCCUGUGCAUAGGCAAGGUGACUCGCAAGCACUCUGGCAAGUACACCAUAAAAGCUGAGAACUCGUCAGGAAAAGAUGAAGAGACCAUAGACAUCCUUGUUCUUGACAAGCCUUCCAAACCCGAGGGUCCACUGGAGGUUACAGAUGUGGAUGCCAAGGGAUGCAAGCUGUCAUGGAACAAACCUAAGGAUGAUGGUGGAACUCCAAUCGAGGGGUACCAGUUGGAGAAGAUGGAUACUGCAACUGGACGGUGGGUGCCCUGCGGAAAGGCUGACAAGGAUACCACUGAAAUGAAGGUGUCUGGACUGGAACCGGGCAAGAAGUACCAGUUCCGCGUCAAAGCCAUCAACAACGAGGGUGAAUCGGAACCACUCGAGACGGAGCGGUCUACCCUAGCCAAGAACCCAUAUGACGAACCCGGGCCGCCUGGAAUGCCGGUCAUCACCGAUUACGACAAGGACUUUGUGGUGCUCAAGUGGGAUGAACCAAUCAAGGACGGUGGUGCACCCAUCACGGGCUACAUCAUUGAAAAGAAGGACAAGUACAGCCACGACUGGACGCCCGCUGCCGAGGUUGUUGGCAACAAGACUGAGGGCAAGGUGGACAAGCUUCAGGAAGGUGACAAGUACGAGUUCCGUGUGCGAGCCGUCAACAAGGCUGGUCCGGGUGAGCCAAGCGAGGCCACUGCACCUCACCUCAUGAAGCACAAGAACCUGAAGCCACGCAUCGACCGAACCAACCUGCGCAACCUGACUAUCAAGGUUGGCCAGGCGGUCAACUUUGACGUGGACAUCAUUGGUGAGCCACCGCCAACGGUCACAUGGGAGCAUGUGGGUAAAGGUGAGGUCAAGUCUGAUGAGGUGUACCAGGUUGACAACGUGGACUACAACACCAAGUUCAACAUUCUGCGGGCAACCCGCAAGGAGACUGGUGUCUACAAGGUCAAAGCUACCAACGCUUCUGGAACAGAUGAGGCAGAAGUGGAGAUCAAUGUCCUAGGCAAGCCAGGCAAGCCUAAUGGGCCUUUGGAAGUGUCGAAUGUCCGAAAGGAUGGCUGCUCGCUGAGCUGGAAGAAGCCGGAUGACGAUGGAGGCUGCCCGAUCGAGUGCUACGAGGUGGAGAAGCUGGACGAGGAAACUGGCCGCUGGGUGCCAGCUGGCAAGUCCACGGAGCCCAAGCUGGAGGUGAAGAACCUGGUUCCAGGCAAGAAGUACAAGUUCCGAGUGCGUGCUGUAAACAAGGAAGGCGACUCUGAUGAGCUUGAGACGGACACGAGCACGCUUGCCAAGAAUCCCUUUGACGAACCUGGCAAACCGGGCCGUCCUGAGCCGACAGACUGGGACAGUGACCAUGUGGAUCUCAAGUGGUCACCACCAGAGAGCGAUGGAGGUACUCCCAUCACAGCAUACGCAGUUGAAAAGCGCAAGAAAGGCACGCACAAGUGGCAGAAGGCUAAGGAAGUGCCUGGCACCAGCAACGAGGCCACUGUCAGCGACCUGGAAGAGGGAGAGGAAUACGAGUUCCGUGUCAUUGCCAUCAAUAAGGAAGGACCCAGCGAGCCUAGCGACGCUUCCAGAUCCGUGGUGGCCAAGCCCAGGAAGUUGGCACCCAAGAUCGACCGCACCAACCUCAAGGACACAACUAUUAAGAGCGGCCAGUCACUGAAACUUGACGUGGAUGUCAAGGGCGAACCCUGCCCAACUAUCGAGUGGUCCUUCAAUGGACAGCCUCUCAAGGCGAACGACAAAAUCAAACUUGACAUUGAGGACUACCACACUCUGUUCAUCCUGACGGGGGCCAAGCGUGCUCAUACUGGAACCUACACUAUCACAGCCAAGAACAUGCAUGGCACUGAUGAGGCAUCCAUUCAGCUCAAAGUGCUCAGCAAGCCAUCCAAGCCCAAGGGCCCACUAGAGGUGUCGGACGUGACAGCCGAAGGCUGCAAGCUGAAAUGGGACAAACCGGAAGAUGACGGUGGCGAGCCCGUGCAGCAGUACGUUGUGGAAAAGAUGGACACAGACACUGGCCGCUGGGUUCCAGUCAUGACUACCAAGGAACCAGAGGCUGAAGUCAAGGGCUUGAUUCCAGGCAAGGAGUACAAGUUCCGCGUCCGUGCCGUCAAUCCAGAGGGCGAGUCAGAACCACUCGAGACAGAACAGGGAAUUAUUGCCAAAAACCCAUACGACGAGCCGGGCAAACCUGGCAAGCCAACAGCCAAGGACUGGGACAAACACCAUGUCGACCUGGCCUGGCAGCCUCCGACUAACGACGGUGGCGCUCCGGUGACAAGCUACAUCGUGGAGAAAAAGGACAAGUUCAGCACCAAGUGGCAGAAGGCUGCCGAAAUCAUCGGCGACAAGUGCGAAGCUAGAGUGCCCGACCUUAUUGAGGGCAUGGAGUACCAGUUCCGCGUCCGGGCUGUCAACAAGGCCGGUCCUGGUGCGCCCAGUGAUGCAAGCGAUAUGGUCAUUGCCAAGCCACGCUUCUUGGCUCCCAAGAUUGAUCGUUCCACGCUCAAGGACGUGACCAUUCACGCUGGACAGGGCGUCAAAUUUGACGUAAAGGUUAUCGGCGAGCCUCCUCCAAAGACUACGUGGUUCCUAGAGAAGACCGAACUGAAGGACGGAGGACCAUACUCAAUUGACAAGGAGCCUUAUCGCACAAAGUUCACCAUCCACAAUGCAGAGCGCAAGGACACAGGGGAGUACAAGUUAGUGGCCGAAAACACCUCUGGAAAAGAUGAGGCUACCGUCAAGAUCACAGUACUAGACAAACCCACACCUCCCGAGGGACCUUUGGAGGUGACAGAUGUACAUGCCGAAGGCUGCAAGCUUAAGUGGAACCCACCAAAAGACGACGGUGGGCAGCCGCUUGAUGGCUAUGUGGUGGAGAAAAUGGACACCGAUACUGGACGUUGGGUGCCCAUCGGUCGGCCCACAAAGCCCGAAAUGGAGGUCAACAACCUGGAGCCAGGCAAAGAGUACAAGUUCCGGGUGCGUGCCGUCAAUCCUGAGGGAGAGUCGGAGCCACUCGAGACAGAGAAGGGCACCAUCGCCAAGAAUCCCUAUGACGCGCCUGGUAAACCAACGGGAGCAGAAGUCACAGACUGGGACAAAGAUCACAUGGACCUGAAGUGGCAGCCCCCACUCAAAGAUGGUGGUGCCCCUAUUGAAAAGUACAUUGUGGAAAAGAAAGAGAAAGACAGCCCUGUCUGGACCAAGGCGGCUGUAGUGGAUGGAAAAACCUGUGAGGCCCGCGUGCCCGACCUCAUUCCUGGCGAGACAUACGAGUUUCGCGUUCGAGCUGUCAAUGCUGCUGGCCCCGGAGAGCCAUCGGACACCACCAAGCCUAUGGUUGCCAAGCCUAGAAAAUUGGCUCCCAAGAUUGACCGCCGCAGCCUGAAGCCUAUCACUAUCAAGGUCGGUCAAGACUUUGAGUUCGAUGUGAAGGUUCAAGGUGAACCGCCCCCGAGCAUCAGCUGGAUGCUUGGAUCCAAGCCAGUGGCUGAACGUCCCACACUGAGCAUCACAAAUGUUCCGUACAACACGAAACUGACCUGCGACCGUGCCGAGAGGAAAGACAAUGGUGUCUACAAGAUCAUUGCCUCGAACCAGUACGGAACAGACGAGGCUGAAGUGGAGGUCAACGUCAUCUCCAAACCCUCGAAACCUGAGGGUCCUUUGGAGGUGUCUGAUGUCACCAAGAACGGCUGCAAACUGGCCUGGAACAAGCCUAAGGAUGACGGUGGUGAGCCUAUCACCAAAUAUGUGGUGGAGAAACAAGAUCCGGACACGGGUGCAUGGGUUCCCAUUGGCGCGAGCCACUUGCCCGAGUUCCAAGUCACGGGGCUCACUCCUGGCAAGGACUACAAGUUCCGUGUCAAGGCUGUCAACAAGGAAGGCGAGUCGGAGCCUCUGGAGACUGACAUUCCCAUCACAGCCAAAGACCCGUAUGAUGCACCGUCGGCUCCUGGAAAGCCAGAGGCCACGGACUGGAACAAGGACCACGUGGACCUCAAGUGGACGCCACCGGACAAGGAUGGAGGCGCUCCCAUCUCGCACUAUGUCAUCGAGAAGAAGGAAAAGAACAGCCCUCGAUGGGAGAAAGCAGCCGAGGUACCCGGCGACCAGUGCAAGGGAACCGCUCCUUUCUUGGACGAAGGAAAGGAGUACGAGUUCCGUGUCAUCGCCGUCAAUAAGGCCGGUCCUGGAGAGCCCAGUGAAGCCUCCAAGCCUGUUGUGGCUAAGCCAAGAUUCCUGGCACCACGCAUUGACCGCAAGAACCUCCACGACUUGACCAUCAAGGCUGGACAGCCAAUCAAGUUUGACGUGAACGUCCAGGGCGAGCCUCCGCCGACCAUCGUCUGGUCUCUAGAUGAUGAGACCCUGAAACCCACUACACAUCGCAACAUUGAAACCGAGGACUACAACACCAAGUUGUCUGUGCGGAGGGCUGAACGUGGUGACUCUGGAAAGUACACCAUCACUGCCACGAACAGCUCUGGCAAAGAUGCAGCCACAGUUACAGUCAAUGUCCUGGAUGUCCCAGGAAAUCCCGAAGGUCCUCUGGAGGUCUCUGAUGUCCACAAGGAGGGUUGCAAGCUGAAGUGGAAACGACCGAAGGACACCGGAGGCAUGCCACUUGAUGGUUACCUUGUGGAAAAAAUGGACCCUGAAACUGGUGUCUGGGUUCCUGUGGGCAAGACCAAGGAGCCUGGAAUGGAUGUAACUGGCCUGACUCCAGGAAAAGAAUACAAGUUCAGGGUUAAGGCCUUGAACAAGGAAGGAGAGAGUGAGCCUCUCGAGAUGGAUGGAACCAUUGUUGCCAAGAAUCCAUUUGAUGAGCCUGGCAAGCCGGGCAAUGUCGAAGCAACCGACUGGGACAAGGACCACGUGGACCUCAAGUGGACUCCGCCUGAGAACGACGGUGGCGCUCCGGUGGAGAAGUACAUCAUUGAAAAGAAAGACAAGUGGGGCAACUGGGAGAAGGCCGCUGAAGUGCCUGCCAGCCAGACGAAGGCCACGGUGGGAGACCUGGCAGCCAACCAGCCGUACGAGUUCCGUGUCAUAGCCGUCAACAAGGCAGGACCGGGCGAGCCCAGUGAUGCCACACUACCCAUAAUUACGAAGCCACGCAAGCUGGCACCCAAGAUUGAUCGUACCAACUUGGACAAGGUGCGCAUUAAGGCUGGCCAGAACUUCAACUUUGACGUCAAUGUCAUUGGUGAGCCGCCACCAGAGGUCACCUGGACCCUGAAGGGCAAGAAGGUGCUCCCUUCGGAUCACGUGAAGCUGACCAACGUUCCUUACAACACCAAGCUGAAUGUGCGGCAUGCUCAGCGCGCCGACAGUGGCACUUACACCAUCACAGCUGUCAACGAGCACGGCAAGGAUGUCGCUGAUGUCGAAGUCAUUGUUCUUGACAAACCAACACCUCCUGGAGGACCUCUCAAGAUUGAAGACGUCCAUGCGGAGGGUUGCACACUCAAAUGGAAUCCUCCUGUGGACGACGGUGGCAUGCCUGUUGAUCACUAUGUUGUUGAGAAGCUGGAUCCCAAUACAGGAUUGUGGGUCCCAGCUGGUGACACCAUCGGGCCUGAGACUCAGAUGAAGGUAAAGGGAUUGCAGCCAGGCAAGACCUACAAGUUCAGAGUCAAGGCUGCCAACCGCCAAGGAGAGUCUGAACCCCUCGAGGCUGACAAAUCCAUCGUUGCCAAGAAUCCAUUCGAUGAACCUGGCAGUCCCGGCAAGCCAGAGAUUGAGGAUUACGACAAGGACUUUGUGAAGCUCAAGUGGACACCACCUGAAAAUGACGGAGGAUCACCUAUCACAGGCUACGUCAUUGAGAAGAAGGAUAAAUACAAUCCUGAUUGGACACCAGUCAUGGAAGUUCCAGCAGAUGAGACUAAGGCUAAGGUUGGUGAUCUCAUCGAAGGUACUCCGUACGAGUUCCGUGUCAGGGCAGUCAAUAAGGGUGGUCCAGGAGUUCCCAGCGAGUCCACUGGACAACAUGUUGCCCGCCCUAAAAACAUGGCUCCAAGAAUCGAUCGCACUGCUCUGCAUGACAUCCGUAUCAAGGUUGGAAAGAGCUUCGAGUUUGAAGUGCCCGUUCUUGGUGAGCCACCACCAAACAAGAAGUGGGCCCUGGAGGGCAAGAGCAUAGAGGACGACAAGCGCUGGACCAUCUCGCAUGAACCUUACAAGACCAAGCUGGCUGUGCGCAAUGCUGAACGUGGUGACAGUGGCACCCUCACCCUGACGGCAACCAAUCCCAAUGGCACAGACACCGCUAAAGUCAAUGUCGUUGUUAUGGAUGUGCCUCAGGCACCGCAGUUGAUCAAGAUCGACAAGAUCACAAAGGACAACUGCGAAGUAUCAUGGAAGCCUCCAAAGGAUGACGGUGGUUGCGACAUCUUGCAUUAUGUUGUGGAGAAGAAGGAUCUGGACUCUGGCAUCUGGACACCUGUUGCCGAAACCAUGGGCACCACAGUGAAGGCUGAACGCCUGGCCAACCAGCAUCAGUAUCACUUCCGGGUGAAGGCGGUGAACAAGGAGGGCGAUUCUCCGUACGCAACCACAAAGGAUGCCAUCACUGCGAAGAAUCCAUUCGACCAACCCAACAAACCAGCACCUCCGGAGGUCACCGACUGGGACGCCGACCACGUAGACCUUGAGUGGCGUGCUCCACGUGAUGGUGGUGCUCCGAUCACGGGGUACGUUGUCGAAAAACGCAACAAGGGCAGCCCGCUGUGGGAAGAGGCCGCUCGCGUCCCUGGCGAUGCCACCAAGGCCACUGUGCCUCACUUGAAGGAAGGCGAGGAGUACGAGUUCCGAAUCAUCGCCCUCAACAAGGCCGGACCCAGCGAGCCGAGCGAUCCAUCAAAGUCGGUGGUUGCCAAGCCCCGAAAGUUGGCUCCAUCGCUGGACAAGGCUGCCCUGAAGGACAUCAAGGUACGGGCUGGACGGCCUAUCAAUUUCACAGUGCCCAUCAAGGGAGAACCUGCGCCUACCGUCCAGUGGCAAAUUCAUGACAAGCCUGUGCAUGACAACCGUGUCGAGGUCACCAAUACAGCCAGCCAAACACUGCUGGACAUCGCAUCCUCCGUGCGUUCUGACUCUGGAAAGUACACGCUGGUGUUGGAGAAUGACCAUGGCAAGACGUCAGCCUCUGCUAAUGUGACCGUUCUUGAUCGCCCAUCAGCUCCGCAAGGACCUCUCGGCAUUGCCGAAGUGACCAAGAACUCAGCCACCAUUACCUGGAAGGCUCCUGCAGACGAUGGUGGCACUCCUAUCAAGCACUAUCUCAUUGAGAAGAUGGACACGUCUCGUGGCACUUGGGUGGAGGCAGGCACCACACCAAACCUCACUUUCAAGGUUCCUAAACUGGUGCACAAGAAGAGUUACCAGUUCCGCGUGAAGGCUGUCAAUGAGAUUGGCGAGUCGGAGCCGCUCGAGAAGACCGAGCCCAUCAUUGCCAAGGAUCAGUUUGAGAAAUCGAGCCAGCCAGGCCGCCCCAAGGUGACUGAUUGGGAUAAGGAUCACGUCGACCUGGAAUGGAAGCCGCCCACUGAUGAUGGCGGCUGCCCGAUCAAGAGCUACAUCAUCCAAAAGAAGGAGCGUGGUUCUCCCCUGUGGACAAAGGCAAAGGAGGUUCCGGCAUCACAGACAAAGGCUACUGUGCCAGAUCUCAGAGAAAACCAGGACUAUGAGUUCAGGGUGAUUGCAGUCAACGCCGGUGGUGAGAGCGAGCCUUCGGAGCCAUCAGAUCUCAUCACAUGCAAGCCUAGAUUCUUGGCACCCAAGAUUGUGAGCCCCAUGAAAGAAGUGAAAGUCAAGAUCGGCCAGACCCUAAAUGUUGAAAUCAAGUUCAUCGGUGCUCCCCCACCGACCGUCUCGUGGAUGGUUGAUGGCAAGCCAUUGAUCUCGGAUGACCGGGUCACCAUAUCCAACUUUGACGACCACACCAUAAUCAACACCGUUGAUACCAAGAGGUCUGACGGUGGGGCGUACACAUUACACCUCAAGAAUGACAGUGGCGAGGACAGUGGAACUCUGCCAGUUGUCAUUCUGGAUAAACCAAACCCACCUGAAGGUCCCUUGAAUGUCGAUGAAGUUGACAAGGACCAUGUGAAGCUUUCCUGGAGGCCUCCCAAGGACACUGGAGGAAGUGACAUCACGGGUUAUGUUAUUGAGAAGCGGGACAAGACCCAUGGCGGCCAGUGGGUGCCUGCGGUUUCGUUUGUGCCGCCAACGGCCACCGAAGCAACUGUGCCGAAACUCAUUGAAGGAACUGCAUACGAGUUCCGAGUUAUGGCUGAGAAUGCACAGGGAUUGUCUGAGCCUCUUACAACAACUCGUCCAGUUGUGGCCAAGAGUCCAUAUGGUACCCCAGGCAAGCCUGGACAGCCUGAAGCUGUGGAUCAUGACCGUGAUUUCAUCAAAAUCAAAUGGGAGCCGCCACGCAAUGAUGGAGGCUCACCCAUCACAGGCUAUGACAUUGAGCGCAGAGACACCAAGUCUAACCGCUGGGUGCGCGUCAACAAGGAACCUGUUCGAACGCCCGAGUAUACAGACAAGGAUGUGACAGAUGGGCACCAGUAUGAAUAUAGAGUGGUUGCCAAGAACGCAGCCGGCCCAAGUGAGCCAAGCAUGGCUUCUAAGCCGAUUGCUGCCAAACCAAUGAAAGAGAAGCCAAAGCUGCACUUAGACGGCCUCUAUGGAAAGGGUAUCCGCGUGCGUGCGGGUGAUCCGCUCAACAUCAACAUCCCGCUCACGGGUGCCCCUGCACCUGCUGUCACGUGGUUGAUCAACGACAAGGAGAUCCCGCCCACCAACCGGAUCCGUACAGACACCGCUGACGAGGCCGUCAACCUCACCAUUCCAGUGUCGCAGAGAGGUGACACAGGAAAGUACACCAUCAAGGCAAAGAACAUGUAUGGAGAAGAUUCGGCUGACAUCGACGUUCUCGUCUAUGAUAAGCCUGGACCUCCUCAAGGACCACUAGAAUAUCCUGAGGUGACUAACUCUACAGUGGUGCUCAAGUGGAGAAAACCAGAAGAUGAUGGUGGAGCAGAGAUCACAGGAUACCUUGUUGAGAAGUGCGAGGUUGGCUCCGACUUCUGGCAGCCCGUGCCAGGCUACUGUCCCAACACAACGUACACUGUGCGCAACCUCGAGGAAGGCAAGCAGUACAAGUUCCGUGUUCGUGCAGAGAACAUUUACGGCAUCAGUGAACCGCUGGAGGGCAAGCCAGUUACUGCCAAGAACCCAUUCGACACACCCGACUCUCCUGGUCAGCCAAAGGUUGAUGAGAUUGGCCCGACUGCUGCUACCAUUUCUUGGACACCUCCAACUAAUGAUGGUGGGCGUCCAAUUCAAGGUUACAUUGUGGAGAAGCGUGAGCGGGGACAUCCCGAAUGGGUCAAGGCCAAUGCUGCACCCACACCUGGCACCCAGUUCACAGUGCCUCACCUCACUGAAGGCAAGACCUACGAGUUCAGAGUGACAGCUGUCAACGAGGGCGGCCCUGGAAAACCAAGCAAGCCAAGUGUUGCUGUUGUGGCCAAGGAGCCCAAGUUUGCUCCCAGCGCUCCGGACACGCCACGUGUGGACAAGAUCACCAAGAACUCGGUGACCCUCUCCUGGAACAAACCCACAAACGAUGGUGGAAGCAAGAUCAAGGGCUACAUCAUCGAGAAGAAGCCCAAGGAUGCCAAGGACUGGACGCCGGUGAACAUCCUGCCUCACCCAGACACCAAUUUCACGGUGCCCAACCUGGACGAAGGGCAGGAAUACGAAUUCCGGGUGGUGGCCGUCAACGACAUCGGCGAGAGCCCACCGAGCAAGCCCACGGGUCUUGUGCUGGUUGAGGAGCAGCCAGACAAGCCAAGAAUCAAUGCUGGCGCUGUGAAGGACAUUGUUGUGAAGGCUGGCCAGGACUUCAGCAUCAAUGUGCCAUUCACUGGCUUCCCCAAACCGGAAGCUAUCUGGUCCAAGAAUGACAUUGACCUUGAUGACAAAGAGCCGAGAAGGACAUACAAGGUGUCAGAAGAGAAUGCUAGCCUGACUGUUACCAAGGCAAAGAGGGAUGACACUGGCCAGUACAAGCUGUUCCUCAAAAACAAGCACGGAUUUGACACUGUCUACUGUAAGGUAACUGUCCUAGAUCGUCCAGCACCACCAGAAAAUCUGCGUGGUGAAGAGGUGGAUGGUGACUCCCUGACAUUGCGCUGGCUGCCACCAAAGGACGACGGUGGAGCAGAAAUCACCAACUAUGUUGUGGAGAAGCAAGAAGAGGGCACCAAGUCUUGGCACCGGAUCGGCACCUACGUCGUGGGCACUGCAUUUCGAGUGCGUGGGCUCACCGUUGGCCGCCGCUACAACUUCAGGGUCAUGGCUGAGAACCAGUUUGGAACCAGUGAUCCUGCAACGACCGCUGAGCCCAUACUUGCCAAGCUGCCAUUUGACCCACCAAGUGCACCAGGAGCCCCACAUGCUGUGGACACAUCGCCCGACUCCAUCACCAUCGCAUGGAACAAGCCACGAAAUGACGGUGGUUCACCAAUCACUGGUUACCUUGUUGAGAAGCGCAAAGUUGGCGACACCAAGUGGAGCCGCGUUACACCGACACCUGUGCCAGAUCUCACACACAAGGUGCCAGGCCUAACUGAAAACCAGCAGUAUGAAUUCCGUGUGUGUGCCGUCAACGCAGCUGGGGAGUCACCCUGGAGCAAUGCUUCAGAGGGCAUCUAUGCAAGGCCUCCUCCAGCUGCUCCCAAGAUUGAUAGUGGCUUCACCAUGCGUGACAUUGUGGUCAUGGCUGGUGAGGAGUUUACUAUCCGAGUUCCGUACAGUGGCAGUCCGGCACCAGAGGCAUCUUGGACUAUCAAUGGAAACGCUGUGCUACCUGACGACAGGAUCCACACUGAAGUUAAUGUGGCAUUCACCGUGUUCCUCAACAAGAAGGCCAAGCGUGACGACAGCGGAAAGUACACGCUUACGUUGAAGAACCCACAGGGUUCAGACACAGCAUCAUGCAAGGUCCUUGUUGUUGACAAACCAGGCCCGCCGCAAGGUCCACUGGAGGCAUCGGAUAUUACACCUGAAACCUGCUCACUCUCGUGGCGACCUCCCCUGGAUGAUGGUGGUAGCCCGAUCACUAACUAUAUUGUUGAGAAACAAGAUCCAACCACCAAGAUUUGGACCAAGCUGUCUAGCUUUGUCCGGGGCUGCCACUAUGAUGUCAUCGGACUGGAACCAAACAAGAAGUACAAUUUCCGGGUCAGUGCAGAGAACCAGUACGGUGUCAGUACUCCACUGGAGACUGAUCGUCCCAUCACUGCCAAGUUCCCAUUCGAUGUGCCAAGCCCACCAGGUCGUCCAGACAUUGUGGACUAUGACGUCACCAGUGUAAGCCUGAGGUGGGAUCGUCCUGCCAGUGAUGGUGGCUCCAAGAUUCAAGGAUACCAGGUUGAAUACCGCGAGCCCAUCGAUGGCAAGUGGCGCAUUGCCAAUGAUGGUCUUGUCAAGGACACAUCCUACACCGUUACUCGGCUGUUCGAGGGCAAAGACUAUGAAUUCAGGGUGAAGGCCAAGAAUGCUGCUGGCUUCAGUGAACCCAGUGAGCCGACGGCAACCCUGAGACUAAAACCGAAAUUCUCUGUUCCAUCGCCUCCUCAGAACGUUGAGGUGGUCAAAGUUGGAAAGAGCUACUGUGACCUCAAAUGGGACAAGCCAAGAUCAGACGGUGGCAGUCGCAUUACAGGUUACAUUGUGGAACGACGUGAGGUUGGCAGUCCAUUCUGGUUGGUGUCGAACGACUACACAAUCCUGGACUGCGACUACACAGACAUGAAACUCAAGGAGAACAACGAGUACGAGUUCCGCGUGUACGCCGUCAACGCUGCUGGAAAGAGUGAGCCAUCUAUGUGUACCACACCAGUGAAGGCGACAGAGUACAAAGAUGGAGUAAAGCCAGAGUUUGUGCGCCGACUUUUCAACAAGAAUGUCAGCCUUAAGAAGCAAGUCACUCUUGAAUGUGAAGCCAUUGGAAAGCCUGCACCAACUGCAAGAUGGCUAAAGAAUGGCCGAGACAUCCGUGGUGGGACGAGAAUCCGAGCCGUUGAGAAGCCAGAGGAAGGCGUCUACCAGCUCGUCUUCAGCGAGAUUGAAGACGGGGAUGAAGGAGAAUACACCUGUGAAAUUAGCAACCCUCUGGGCUCAGCGCGGUGUUCUGCUGACCUCAAGAUUGCUGCGCCACCACGAAUUGAGCGCUGUCCGAAUGAAGUGUACGUGCCAGAGAAGGACAACGGCAAGGUCAAGAUCUACUUCUCGGGCUCAACACCCAUGGAGGUAUCGCUGUUCAAGGGAGGCCUUGAAGUGCCGGAGAGUGACCACCUCAAGUACACGGUGUUUGAUGACUACGUCAUUGUGUACCUGCGUGAGGCUGAGAAGCCAGAUGAGGGCAAGUACCAGCUCACCCUCAAGAAUGACAGCGGUACAGCGAGCGCCCAGUUCACACUCUACGUCACUGGCUUACCUGGCCCACCUGUUGGACCUCUGGAAGUGUCUGACAUCACUCAGCACACGUGCAAACUUGCAUGGCACCCACCAAAGUAUGAUGGCGGCUGCAAGGUUACCCACUACAUUGUUGAGCGCAGGGAAACCACUCACAACCAGUGGGUGGUCGCGAGCACUUACUGUCGUGACACAACACUAACAGUACAAGGUCUGACUGAAAAUGGGGAGUACCUCUUCAGAGUCAUGGCUGUCAACGAAAACGGCCAGAGUGCUCCACUGGAAGGAACAAACCCGAUCAUUGCCAAGUUGCCAUUUGAUCCACCAACUGCACCUGGCAUACCCGUGGUAACUGAGGUGGGUGGCGACUUUGUGAACCUGUCGUGGGAGAAACCAGAAUCAGAUGGUGGCUCGCGCAUCCUCGGCUACUGGGUGGACAAGCGUGAAGUCGGCACUCAAGCCUGGCAGCGGGUCAACCCCGCGCACCUGUGCCUGCCGACGCAAAUCAAUAUCCCCAACCUCAUUGAAGAUCGUCAAUACGAGUUCCGCGUGUUUGCCGUCAACGAGGCCGGCCAGAGUCCACCGUCUUCGAACUCCCAGCAAGUCAAGAUCAAGGACCCACAAGCCGCAACACCACCUGAGUUCAUCAUGCCUCUCAAGACUGCCAUGGGCAUUGAGAACAAGAGCGCCCAGUUCCAGUGCAAGGUGACAGGAAACCCGACCCCCGAAAUAACGUGGUACAAGGGCACACGCGAGCUGCACGAGAGUCUCAAGUACAGCAUCACGCGCGAAGGUGAACUGUGUACCCUCAUCAUAUCAGACAUCUUUGGGGAGGACGCCGACGAGUACACCUGCCGUGCUGUCAACAAGGGCGGUACCCGUUCUACUCGGGCAGAGCUGCUCAUCAAGACGGCACCACACAUCAACGUGCCACCUCGUUUCCGCGAACUGGCCUGCUUCGAGAAGGGCGAGAAUGUGGUGCUCAAGAUUCCCUUCACGGGCUUCCCGAAGCCGCGCAUCAAGUGGUUCAAGGAAGGCGAGGAGAUCGAGAGCGGCGUUCACUUCGACAUCCAAACUGGCGAGCGGCACGCCAUCCUCACCAUCCGCGAUGUCAACAAGACCGACAGCGGACCGUACCGCCUGGUUGCGGAGAAUGAGCUUGGCAUGGACUCGGCUAUCAUCAAGGUCCAGAUCAGUGACAAACCUGACCCACCCAGACACCCAGUGGUUGAGAACAUCAAUGAUGACAACUGCCUGCUGUCAUGGAAACCACCGUUGUGGGAUGGUGGAAGCCACGUCACGAACUACAUGAUUGAGAAACGAGAAAGCCCACUCACCACGUGGGUGCGCUGUGGAAACACGAGGUUCACAACUCACCAGAUCAAUGGCUUGAACCCGUCCAAAGAAUACCAGUUCCGCGUGUAUGCUGAAAACGUCUUUGGAAGGAGUGAGCCUUGUGAACCCACAGCUCCCAUCAUGACCAAGCCUUCAAGGAAGGAAAAGAAGAAAGACUACAUGGUUGACGAACAUGGAAAGAAGAUCAGAGGAAAAUCUGAGGGCAAAAUUACAAACUAUGACCAAUUUGUGCAUGACUUUGACAAGUACAUUCCGCAACCAAUCGACAUCAAAACUUCCAGCGUGUAUGACUACUACGACAUCCUCGAAGAGAUCGGAACGGGUGCCUUUGGUGUUGUGCAUCGCUGCCGCGAGAAGAAGACUGGCCACAUUUUUGCGGCCAAGUUCAUUCCCGUUUCUCAUCCUUUGGAGAAGUCCAUUAUCCGCAAGGAGAUAGACAUUAUGAACCAGCUGCAUCACCCCAAACUCAUCCGCCUUCAUGAUGCUUUUGAAGAUGACGACGAAAUGGUGCUCAUCUAUGAAUUCAUGUCUGGUGGAGAGCUGUUUGAACGCAUCACAGAUGAGGACUACAAGAUGUCCGAGGCUGAAGUGAUAAACUACAUGCGCCAGAUCUGCGAGGGUGUCAAGCACAUGCAUGAAAAGAACAUUAUUCACCUUGACCUCAAGCCCGAAAAUAUUAUGUGCCAGACUAGGAAGAGCACGAAUGUCAAGCUCAUCGACUUUGGACUGGCUACCAAGCUUGAUCCAAAUGAGGUCGUCAAAAUAUCAACUGGAACUGCCGAGUUUGCGGCUCCCGAGAUCGUUGACCGCGAGCCAGUUGGCUUCUACACGGACAUGUGGGCGGUUGGCGUGCUGGCAUACGUCCUAUUGAGUGGUCUGUCGCCGUUUGCUGGUGAGAAUGACGUUGAAACACUGAAAAAUGUCAAGGCCUGUGACUGGGACUUUGACGACGAGGCUUUUGCAAAUGUUUCUGAAGAAGGCAAGGACUUCAUUCGCCGUCUGCUCACAAGAAACAAGGAUAAGCGUAUGACAGCGCAUGAAUGUCUGGAGCACAAUUGGCUCAAGGGUGAUAUCAAGGAGUCGGCAACCAUUCCAAUACCCAACAGCCGGUACAUCAAGUUCCGGGAUCACAUCAGGGCCAAAUACGGCCACUACUGGGACUCAUGCACAGUUCCCAUUGGUCAUAUUGCAAACUACAGCUCAUUACGAAAACUCCACGACAAGAAGUACAACAUCCAUGACUUCUACUUUGAUCGACGACAAGCGGCACCGCGCUUUGUCAUCAAACCAACAAGUGCAUUUGCCUUUGAAGGACAAAGCGCCAAAUUUUACUGCAGGGUUAUUGCUGCUGCACCUGCCACCAUCACAUGGUAUCGUGACAGCUGCGAACUUCGGCAGAGCGUAAAGCACAUGAAGCGCUACGAGGGCGACGACUACUACUUCAUUCUGAACCGGUGUCGUCUUGACGAUCGUGGCGAGUACAUCAUUCGUGCAGAAAACAGUUACGGCUACAGAGAGGAGCCUGUCUUCCUGAAUGUUCAAGCUAUGCCAAUCACGAUUCCAGAAGUCCGGCUAGAGGAGCCUGUCAGGAGGCGCAGAGAGCCUCUGAAGUACGAUUUGUGGGAGGAGCCCGCCGACAGCGCUCCUUGCUUCACAUUCCAUCUCCGGCCUCGUGUCAUCCAGACCAACAUUGGCGUCAAGCUUCUCUGCUGCUUGUCUGGAAAGCCACAUCCAGAGAUCAAAUGGUACAAGGACGGCAAAGAGCUCAGCAAGUUUGACUACAACAUGUCCCAUGCGGAUGGCGUAGUGACGCUGGAGAUUUUGACUUGCAAGAAAGAAGAUGCCGGCAAAUAUGUCUGCAAGGCCAAAAAUGCUCUUGGAGAGGAUGAAACAAGCUGCUUCCUCAUCGUUGAAGACCGCCGCAGACUACCUGAAGGCCAUUCCCCGACCGUGAUACAACAUCACACAGGAGCCUCUCCUGCCUCGCCAACCCCUUACUCUGCCAAACCCGCUUACUCUGGCUACGACUCCUCUUUGUCCUCGUAUGCACGAGCCUCUGAUCUAGGACUGCACUCCAAGAGCGACUAUUUGCGCCACUCCUCCAAAUUCGCAGAUACCCGAUCUGUGAAGAGCUCAAGGGUCAGCGAUGUCUCGUCAUCUUAUUCUGCCAGGGACUACUCGUCUGCGAGCAAGCACCUGGCUAGCUCAGACUACAAGUCAAGCAGUUUGUACAAAUCUGACUAUAAAUCGGACUAUAAGUCUGACUAUAAGUCUGACUACAAGUCCAAAUCUGACUACAAGUCAGACUACAGGUCUUCCUCCAAAGUCUCAACCGACUACAAGUCCUCGUCGGAUUAUAGGUCCACAUCAGACUACAAGUCAGACUACAAGUCGAAAUCCGACUAUAAGUCUGAUUACAAGUCAUCUGAUUACAAGUCGGUGGACAAGAAGACAACUGACUACAAAGCUUCGGAUGUGUCAUCUUUGUCUAGGCGAGACUCUGCAAAGGACCGUGUUGCGAGUACGCUAAGUUCUGCGGCUGCCAAGCUGUCACCUCCGCCAGACACUGGAGCCACCAAGCGUGUUCAGAAGCCUUAUGGUAAGAAGGAAGGAGCAGAAGGCACUAGCCCAUCUCGUUCUCGGACUACGACACAGGAGCUUAAACUUCCUGAUGAAGCCCUGCCAAUGGUAGCACCAUCUUUCAAGGUUGGUCUUCAAGACAUGAGCAUUAAGGAUGGUGAACCCCUCCUGCUCAAAGCCGUUGUGGACGGCGACCCUGAGCCAUCCGUGGAGUGGUUCAAGAAUGGCGAGUCUCUAAAAUCCUCGGACAUCAUCAGCCUGAAGUACAAAAAUCGUGAAGCCAGUCUUUCCAUUGGUGAAGUUUACCCCGAGGAUGAAGGAGAGUACGUCUGCGUAGCAACCAAUGCCGAAGGCAAGGCGGAAACACGCAGCAAGCUCACCGUACUGCCCAUGGAGAAAGAGGAGGUAGAAUCAAAAGGCUUCGAUGGCAAGUCACCCAUCUUUGCUGAGCACCUUAAGAGCCAUGUUGUGAAGGAUGGUGAUGCAGUGACGCUACAAUGUACAAUUAGAGGUUCGAACAAGUUUGAUGUUGUGUGGCUGCACAAUGAAAAGGAGAUUAAGUCUAGCAAAGACUUCCAAUAUGUGACAGAGGGUGAUGUUUACAAACUUGUGAUUGCCGAAGUGUACCCAGAAGACAGUGGCACCUACACCUGUGAAGCUUUCAAUGACGUUGGGGAAGCAUUCAGCACCUGCACCCUGGAUGUCUUAGUUCCAGGUGAGCCACUCGUGGGGCCUGGAUUCUCUAUAUAUCCAAGGUCGGCAACAUCAGCAGAAGGCCAGCCAGUUGUGUUCAAGUGUGUCACGGACAAAGAAGCUCUCGGAGUUCGAUGGCUGAAGGAUGGUGAUGCCCUGAAGGAGGGUGCCCACUACAAGAUUGCCCAAGACGGCCGAGCCUGCACAAUGACCAUCACACAGUCUACUGUAACCGACGUGGGCCAAUACCAGGCCAUCGCUACAGAUGCAAGCGGGGAGAGCACUGCCAGCUUUGCCCUCAAUGUUGUCUCUCAGGCUGACCAGCUAUGAACACAGCACAGUCGAGCAGAUGCUAUCCAGUCUCUCUUACCAUCAUCUUCCAGGUGCAUCAUCCUGAACCUCUUGCAACGAAGUUUCUUCCUUCAACACACUUUCUUUCUGUCUUCUGCAACAACGGGGCAGCAGGAUGGCAUCAGCAGCAUUAUUUCUUUCAUUGUUGAUGAUGGCCGUUUUUCUUUCCGUCUUCAAGAGAAGCUCACUCAUACACUGAAUGCGAGAAGUGUGCAGAUGCGUAGAGUACGGUGAUGCCAUCCUGCAGCAACAACGAGUGCUGCCAUAUAACCAACAUCUUUCAGUUCAGCGCUGCAGAGAGAUAACGAAACUGUUACCAAUGCAUGAAUGUACUCUGACCUAGGUUUUUUUUUUUUUUGCUUGCUGUAACUUUUAUUUUUAUUUUUCUCAUGCAAUAUUUUCGUCUUUUUUGGAGUGUUGGUUCUCCAAUCUGUUGCCGUCUCAAACUUGACGUUUUUCUUUUUUUUUUUUCAAAACUAAAACACUAUUAUCACAUGCAGCGACAAUACUUUCUCGGGCAGCUAAACUUGAUUUCGCUUCUGCCAUGGCCAGUGCAGCUCAUGCAUCUCUAUCCAAAAUUUACGCUACACUGAAAAGUGUAGCAACAAGUUCACGGCUAUCAUAAUACUAUGUACUAAGACUUCAGAAGGUGGGGGCAGCUUCUGAAUAGUGCAGAGCUUGCGGCCAUGUGGAGGCGAAAACAAGUUUAGCAAACAGUGAUUGUUUGUAGCCUGGGCGUCAUUUUAUGGGCAUAUGUGAAUAAAAGAGAAGUCGAUGUAA